Molecule: messenger RNA, 1560 nt
Organism: Chaetura pelagica (chimney swift)
Lineage: Eukaryota; Metazoa; Chordata; Aves; Apodiformes; Apodidae
Gene: HGD
Product: homogentisate 1,2-dioxygenase
Exons: 14
Coding region: 1-1320 (439 amino acids)
Biological process (GO): L-phenylalanine catabolic process
Cellular component (GO): cytoplasm
Molecular function (GO): homogentisate 1,2-dioxygenase activity
Source: RefSeq, a predicted model, not a curated record
AUGACGAGCUUGCAGUACAUGUCGGGAUUUGGAAAUGAACACGUUUCUGAGGAUCCACGCUGUCCGGGAGCUUUACCGGAGGGACAGAAUAACCCCCAAGUCUGCCCAUAUGGCCUGUAUGCUGAACAACUCUCGGGCUCUGCCUUCACCUGCCCCCGGCCCACCAACAAGAGAAGCUGGCUGUAUCGGAUCCUACCUUCUGUCUGCCACAAGCCAUUCAAACCUCUCAAGGAAGGCCACCUGACACAUAACUGGGAUGAAGUUGAGCCUGAGCCCAACCAGCUGCGAUGGAAACCUUUCGAGAUCCCGAAAGUCUCUCAGAAUAAGCUGGACUUUGUGAGCGGACUGCACACCCUGUGUGGCGCUGGGGAGCCCAGAGGCCGCAACGGCAUCGCCGUCCACGUUUUUGUCUGCAACACUUCCAUGCAGGACAGAUGCCUUUAUAAUUCAGAUGGUGACUUCCUGAUUGUGCCCCAGCAAGGGAAACUGCUCAUCACAACUGAGUUUGGGAAGAUGCUAGUGGAGCCAAAUGAAAUCUGUGUCAUCCAGCAAGGAAUGCGUUUCAGCGUGGAGGUGUUUGGAGAGACCAGAGGCUACAUCCUGGAGGUGUAUGGGGCACACUUUGAACUGCCUGACCUGGGGCCCAUCGGAGCCAAUGGGCUGGCCAACCCGCGUGACUUCUUGGUGCCCGUCGCGUGGUACGAGGACCGCCAAGUGCCGGGGGGCUACACAGUGAUCAGCAAGUACCAGGGCAAGCUAUUUGCAGCCCAGCAGGAUUACUCACCCUUCAAUGUUGUAGCCUGGCACGGGAACUACACGCCAUACAAAUACCACCUGGAAAAAUUCAUGGUCAUUAAUGCUGUUGCUUUUGACCAUGCGGAUCCUUCUAUCUUCACUGUCCUAACAGCCAAGUCAACCCGUCCUGGAGUGGCACUUGCUGAUUUUGUCAUAUUCCCUCCACGAUGGGGGGUGGCUAACAACACCUUCCGGCCACCAUACUACCACCGGAACUGCAUGAGCGAGUUCAUGGGGCUCAUCAAAGGCUACUACGAAGCAAAGGAGGAAGGCUUCCAGCCUGGAGGUGGCAGCUUGCACAGCAUGAUGACUCCUCACGGGCCAGAUGCUGACUGCUUUGAGAAGGCGAGCAAAGCCAAGCUGGAGCCUGAGCGGGUCGCAGAAGGGACCAUGGCCUUCAUGUUUGAAUCGUCCCUCAGCCUCGCCGUCACCAAAUGGGGCCUCCAGACCUCCAACUGCCUAGAUAAAAACUACUACAAGUGCUGGGAAACUCUGAAAAGCCAUUUCAAUCCCAAGUGCAAGUAAAGAAAAGUUAUUUCUUGCUUGCAAUGUGUGAGUGAAGGCAAGGAGAUCCAGCAUACCUACGCAUGGUGGCACAGAUGACUCAGGCAAUGCAGAGUGCUCCAGCACAGAAUGGCAUUUCAAGCAGCCACCAAGCCACACAAAUUACCAUCUCUAUGUAACUUGGGAAAUGCAGUAAAAAACCCACCACUGUUAUGAGCUUUCACCUAUCCAAUUAAAGCUUUUCUGGUGACACACUGAAGC